Haliotis rufescens (red abalone) is the source of this 1877-nucleotide messenger RNA. RefSeq names its product GTP-binding protein Rit1-like. Gene Ontology annotation, cellular component: plasma membrane. The record is from RefSeq and is a predicted model, not a curated record. NCBI's taxonomy places the organism in Eukaryota, Metazoa, Mollusca, Gastropoda, Lepetellida, Haliotidae. The transcript is spliced from 6 exons. Bases 167 to 1234 code for a protein of 355 amino acids. Gene Ontology annotation, molecular function: GTP binding; GTPase activity; calcium channel regulator activity.
CAUGCUCACAGCAAUAGUAAAAGCUUUAGCUAGCAGACGACAGAUUAUCACACGAAGCAGCUAGCGCCCGCUGGACAACUCUCUGAUAAAGACAGCUUUGCAAGUCUUCCAAACUUGUUACCAGGAUUUAUUAUUCAAGUCUUCCCGAUUUUUCACAAUUUCUUCGAUGAAAUUACCGACGAGUAUCGUUAUGCAGCAAGAACAACUCCUCCACGUGCUUCCAGAAAGAGUGUCGGCAUCAGCACCUCACUCUCGGUCCUGCUCCUUCAAAAACCGGCCCCGACCCAAGUUGGAGCUUGAUCUUGCCGAUGCCAGACCACGGAUCAAUAGUAUGCCAAACUGUUCAGUGUACCUCUCAUUACCCGACGGACUUCAUGGGGAUCUUCGGAUGUUCGGACAAAACGCCGGCUUCUUCCGAGUAAGAUCCUUCAAGACAACCUCCAAGGGUGUUGUCAACCAUGGCGACUCCUUCAAGAAGAGGAGCACGGUCAGUUUGAUGUCAUCCGGCAGUACCGUCACAGAGAAUGAGCAGAGACAAAGGACAUUAAGUGUGGCAUCAGAGGAGAGCACAGCCGUCAGUGGUGGGUCUUCAGCCGCGCCCUCCUACUUCAGGGUGGUGAUGCUCGGUGCCCCCGGAGUCGGGAAAACCACCCUCACUCGGCAGUUCAUGACAUCGGAAUAUAUGGGCUCCUACGAUGUAAUUACCCCUGAUCCCGACGAGCAGGAUGAUUCAAUUGUGUCCGUCAUGUUAGACGGAGAAGAAUCGAUGAUGGAGUUUAUCGAUAACCCCGAGGACUGUGAUUUUGAUGACCUCCGAGUCGAUGCGUAUGUCGUGGCCUUUUCCAUCACAGACCAUGACUCAUUUGAGACUGCCGUGAACAUGGUGCGCCAGCUCCGGGUAGAAUUAGGAACAGACCGAGCUAUCAUCCUUGUUGCUAACAAGACAGAUCUUGUUCGGCAACGUCGAGUACCAUCAUCAGAGGCUAAGGUUAUCGCCAUGAAGUAUGACUGCAAAUACACAGAGACAUCCGUUGCCAUCAACCAUCAUGUGGACGAACUUUUAGUAGGGAUACUCAGCCAAAUUCGCUUCAAGCUCAACAUCCCAGUUCACCAGGUUGUGCUUACGGAGAAACCUAAAGAGAAACUAUCCCCGAAAAGAGCAAUGCUGUUUCUGAGUAAACUGUUCAAGCAAGCAAGUCGAAAAUCAAAAUCCUGUGACAAUCUCUUCGUUUGAUUUGCCUUGUCGGCAUGUUAGAACACCACUGCCUUGAGUUUUGAUGCGAUGUUAAGCUAUGUUCCACCGUUCCCGGGAUGUUAGUUCCUGCUUAUACAACGACAAAGACGAUUUCCACUGCUGUUGACAAUCCCAUAGUUUAAUCAUCCGUCCACAUCAAGGCGUAAUAAUCACACAUCAGCCUUCACCGCCAGGGCGACACACAGACAAUCAUUCCAAGUCGUCAUUCCCAGAAUCAGAAAGAAUGCUCCAUGACGCCUCGCCGUGGAGAUCACAUCACUGCACCAAACGGGAAACAAUACCAAAUAAGGUGCCGUAACUGACUUCGAUUAAGUUUAUCAGAAACGUGUUCAACCAAGUGUCACGUCACGAAGACGACCGUCACAACCAGUGAAAUUAUCCGAACUAUUUCAAUUCGAUCCAGAAGUGAUAGUUUCAGAUUGACGAUUGAACAACAUCAUACAAUCAUGAUAUUUCACCUUAUCAUCUGAUAGUUAAGCAGAUGACAUCAAAUGACUUUUGAAGUUGUUUUAUCACCUGGCGAUGUGUGACCAUCCUCAUCGCAUUUCCCAAAUCGGGACCAAUCUGUAUAUAGCUUUUUGUAUAAUAUUGUCCAAAUGCAAAUAAAAUUUCUUACUUCUUC